GCACACAGCGCAGCAUCUUAUCGCAGACAUGUGCUUAUAUAUGGUCGCUGUUCAGUUGCAGCGAGGUGCUGAUGCUAGUGCGCGAGCCCGAGCUGACGGAUGCGCCCUCUGGCGAGUGCUCGGAGUUGUGGGCGUGGCUUGAAUGACACCAGCGCGCCAUCUGCUCGCUGAUUGGCCGUACACGUGUACGGCGGAAGUGCGGCACACUUCCUUGACACGCAUCAACCGGUCAUUCAACCAGCUCUGUAUCCGUAUCUGUGUCCAAAGGGUCGAUAGUCAUUCAUUGAGUAAAAGUAUCUGUUAUCUUGAGCUGUUUAUGAUUGUCGGGUUUCUGCACAGGCUGUCGGAGAAACUUCCACGGGUGGUGCACAGUAUUAGUCUGAUGAUGAAGCCGCAAGUUGUGUUUGUUUUGGGCGGGCCUGGCGCGGGGAAGGGGACACAAUGCGCGAGAAUUGUGGAGACCUACAGCUACACUCAUCUGUCUGCUGGAGAUCUCCUGAGAGAGGAGCGCAGCCGCAAGGACUCCGAAUCCGGUCAACUCAUUGACAGCUACAUCAAAGAGGGCAAAAUAGUUCCAGUGGAAAUAACCAUCAGCUUACUAAAAAAGGCAAUGGAUGAGACAAUGAAGAAAGAUGAGAAAAAGUUUCGCUUUCUUAUCGAUGGUUUCCCACGCAAUCAUGACAACCUGCAGGGAUGGAACAAAGUCAUGGAUGGAAGGGCAGAUGUCAAAUUUGUACUUUUUUUCGACUGCAGCAAUGAGGUGUGCAUCGACAGAUGUUUAGAGCGGGGCAAGAGCAGCGGACGCACUGACGAUAACAGAGAAAGUUUAGAGAAAAGGAUUCAGACAUACCUCCAGUCCACACGACCCAUUAUAGAGCAGUAUGAGAAGCAGGGCAAGGUGCACACCAUUGAUGCUUCACGCUCAGUGGAUGAGGUUUUUGCAGAUGUGAAGAAAAUUCUUGAUAAAGAAGGUUAAAGUUACGUGUCCACACAGCCAAGGUGUCUGUUUAUUGAUGUUGGCAGUGCCACACCUUCUACAUGUAUCAAUAUAUACAUUUUUACUCAUGUAAUAGUAAUAUAGUUUUUUUUAAACUCGGGGUUGUGUGUGUGUAUAUCUAUGUGUUUGUAGGCCUGAAAAUGUAACAUUAUAUUUAAUAGCGAACAUUUUAUAAUGCAAAUUACACUAAAGAGCGACCCAAAUAAGCUUCAGCAAUAAACAUUCAUUGCACUUCUACAACAACAGUACAUAGAAGUGACGGCUCUUAACUUGAAGAUAGUCUUACUUGGCAUAUGUGUUAGAUCUGUUAGAGCAAUGUUUGGAAAUGUCAAGUGCUUUAAACUGUAUAAAAAAAAAUGAAACUGUAAUGGACCUAGAACCUGUUCCGUUCGGUUCUGUGUAUACGUGUUUACUGAUGACUGAAGCCAAUGAACAAUUAUGACUGACCAAUAGGAAAUUAGAUUAUUCAGUAGUUUACCAGACAUGCUAUUACUUUAGACAAAAUAUACAGUAAUAAUUUUAUGUAUAGUAAUCCAAAACUGGGUCUGAUGACCUAUUGGCAGCCACCCAAGAAUCGUGGACUGAGUUUUAGCUGUAAAUUUUACUUUUUAAUGUUGUGGUAGUACAGCUGUAUUCAAGACACUUGUGAUCUUUGCUCAGGCGAUACAUUUUAAGAUUUGGGGAACCAGGGCUUUUGCUUUUACUUGAUCAUUAAACGUCUUGGGGUCAUUCAUGGAUAAAAUGCCUUUAUGUCAUAUUGAUAUAACUGUUCUGCAUUCAGAUUGUGUUCAGUGUCUCAUAUCACCAGAUUGCAUAAAACAUUAUAUGUACUAUCAAGGAUGACAUUAACCCCUGAUAAAAAUAAAAAAAUACAUAUAUGAAAAUGCCAAA
Paramisgurnus dabryanus is the source of this 1888-nucleotide messenger RNA. It is a transcript of the gene cmpk1, whose product is annotated as cytidylate kinase. The record is from RefSeq and is a predicted model, not a curated record. Gene Ontology annotation, molecular function: ATP binding. Lineage: Eukaryota; Metazoa; Chordata; Actinopteri; Cypriniformes; Cobitidae. Gene Ontology annotation, biological process: 'de novo' pyrimidine nucleobase biosynthetic process; pyrimidine nucleotide biosynthetic process.